UGAGUCGACUAAAAAUAGGAAUUGGGGUCAUUCAGGACCAAGUCGACUUCCUGAUGUAAUGAUCUCAAAAAAAUAUGAAGGAUCCAAUCACAAGUGGGAGUUUGGAUUUUCGGAAGUCAGUUAUGCCCCAUAUUCGUUUGAGGAAGAUCAUUAUUUUGAAGACAUGACACGACUAGCUAAAUUUUCUAAGGACGAUUGGAAUCAUGGAUUGAAAUAUAUAACAAGUUAUGAUAUACCCGAAGCUAAAGACAUUUGGGAUCAAUUUAAUCAUAUAAUGAUUCAUUUCCAUAAAACGACGAUGGACAUUUACGUUCUAGACUGUGAGAUGAAACCAUUCCACAGAAUGAUCUUGAUUAAAUCAACAGAAAUACCAUUACUUAACAACAACGGCAAUUUGAUAAUCGAGCAAGUGUGCAAUCUAUGUGAAUCGAUACUAUUCGCAAAUAACUUGGUCUCCGAAAAUAUUAGGAAAAUAGAUUCAAUAAAUCAAUUAAUGACAGACAAAUCACCAGUAACACCAAAAACGCCAGAACGAAAUAAUAUAAUCCCGACAAUUGACUCACCAGAUGAUUAUGCACAAU
Racocetra persica is the source of this 581-nucleotide messenger RNA. The record is from the annotation of a GenBank genome assembly. NCBI's taxonomy places the organism in Eukaryota, Fungi, Glomeromycota, Glomeromycetes, Diversisporales, Gigasporaceae.